This is a messenger RNA of Cynoglossus semilaevis (tongue sole), 4989 nucleotides long. It is a transcript of the gene b4galt5, whose product is annotated as UDP-Gal:betaGlcNAc beta 1,4- galactosyltransferase, polypeptide 5. The transcript is spliced from 9 exons. Lineage: Eukaryota; Metazoa; Chordata; Actinopteri; Pleuronectiformes; Cynoglossidae. The record is from RefSeq and is a predicted model, not a curated record. Bases 1081 to 2241 code for a protein of 386 amino acids. Gene Ontology annotation, cellular component: Golgi apparatus. Gene Ontology annotation, molecular function: UDP-galactose:glucosylceramide beta-1,4-galactosyltransferase activity. Gene Ontology annotation, biological process: glycoprotein biosynthetic process; carbohydrate metabolic process.
GCAUAUUAUAGUUAGCACGUUCUUAUAGUUGGCACUGUAGAACAGCGUUAACAAUAACACUGCUAACACUGUACUGUAUAAUAGUUAACAAUAUAUUAUAGUUAAGACUGUAUUGUACUGUGGAUACCACUGUUUUAUAGAUGCCAAUGUAUGCUUAACACGGUACAUUAUGCAAUCGUUAGCACUGUAUUGUAGUCGACUGUGUUUAUAGGUAGCUGUAUCAAGGACGAAAAAUAGAGCACCUGCGUGUGUAGAUGCUGCGAUCUGUUUGGUCUAUUUUGCUAAGCAGGGCGGAGGGGGGAGAGACCCAUAAACAUACUCAAAAUCAUAGCAUUUCGACCCAAAUGACAAUAUUAUCCAUGCGCUUGUUACAACGAUUCGUUUCUUUUUAAUAAUUUUCCUUGUCAGGUUAAAUGAUCGUGAAAGUCACGAUGACGUCGGUUUUUGUACGCGCAAUACAUCUAGAGCAUGUUAAUAAUAAGGAUUAGUGGGGAGUACGAGGGUGCAGGGGCUUCGGGAAUGACUUUUACCACAAGAGAGCAUGAUUAACGACCCUUCUCUUUCGGUCACGCCCCUUGUUUGUGCGGUUCAUUUCGGUGAAAAGGCAGGUCCGUCUUACAGAUAGACAGAUUGGUUGACGGCUGGGCGUUAAUCAGUAGCUACCACACCUGUGUGUUGUACCUAGACCAAGGUCCAUUGCUGGAAACACAGCCGGCCCGCAACGCCAGUAUCAACAUCGUGGACGACGUGAACCCACACCAUCUUUCAGGACUGUAAUGUGGCUUCUCUGAACACCUCCCUCCUCCUCCUCCUCCUGCUGCUGCUGAUUGACCUGUCGCGGAAAUAAACGGGCUUCCCGUUCCUCCUCCUGCCGCGGCGCCUCUCUCUCUGCUCUGUCUUACCGUCGGCCUUUGGUGCCGCAGAGCGGCGGCUCCUCCUCAACUCAUUUCGACAGCGGACGCUCCAGCUCGGCUCUGACACCUGAUCAGUAUCGACGCUUCUUUCGUCGAUGUGGGACUGAAGAAGAUUAUCGUGUGUGUGUGUGUGUGUGUGUGUGUGUGUGUGUGUGUGUGCAUUAUAAUGCCAGCACAUUUGAGGUUUCGAAGAAAGUCAUUCCUGGGGCUAAUUUUCCUGUUUACGCUGUCCACCUCCGCAUUAUACUUCUUGUACUCGGCCCCUGGAAUCGUGAAUGAGUACAUGUUCAUGGUUCAGGCCAGGGGGAUCCAGAUCAGAGAGAACGUGAGGAAUAUUGGUGCACAAGUUCUGGAGCAGGUGGUGAGAGGAGCAUACAGUCUUAACGGCACUGGUGAGCAGCUAACAGACUAUGCAUAUGACUUCAAUCUGAGUGACAGUGAAGUCCCUCCCCCCACCUACCUCCCUGAUGACUUCACCUUCCUCCCAUCACAGCUGUGUCCUGAGAGACUGCCGUCCAUGAAGGGCAGGAUGUUGGUGAACAUGAGUGAAGUUUCUCUGGAGGAGGUGGAGACAUCUUUAUUAGAGGCAGAGCCCAGCACAGCUCCUGGAGGAUUCUGGAAGCCCACAGACUGUUUACCCCGAUGGAAGGUGGCCAUCCUGGUACCGUUUAGGAACCGCUUUGAACACCUACCCAUUCUCCUCAAACACCUUGUGCCAGUGCUGCAGAGACAGAGGCUGCAGUUUGCUUUUUACGUCAUUGAGCAGAGGGGCAUGGAGCCAUUCAACCGAGCCAUGUUGUUCAACGUGGGCUACAAGGAGGCCAUGAAGGAUGAGCACUGGGACUGUCUGAUCUUUCAUGAUGUGGACCACCUAGUGGAGAAUGACAGGAACUACUACGGCUGCACACACAUGCCACGGCAUUUCGCAGUCAAGCUCGACAAGUACUCGUACAUGCUUCCAUACAAUGAGUUCUUUGGUGGUGUCAGUGGGCUGACAGUGGAGCAGUUUAGGAAGAUUAAUGGAUUUCCCAAUGCAUUCUGGGGGUGGGGAGGAGAGGACGAUGACCUUUGGAACAGAGUUCAACUGGCAAACCUGACGGUGAGCCGACCGCCAAGAGAGCUGGGCCGAUACAUGUCAAUCCAACACCACCACCGUGGGGAAGUCCAGUUCCUUGGGAGGUUCAGUCUGCUACGCCACUCAAAGGAACGACAGAGAGUUGAUGGUCUGAACAACCUCAACUACUCCCCCCUGGUGUCCAAGAGGCUGCUGUACACAAACAUCAGCGUCAGCCUGAGCAGAAACCUUGCGCCUGUGGCCGACUACUGAUGAUGUUGUUUCUCUCUUCACUUCACCCUGUUUAAACAAACAUGUAGUAAGGACAAAAAGACACAUGUGGGACCAAUCACAGAAUGAAUCCAGAUGGACAUGAGUCUUUAUCAUCAUCAUCUUCAUCAUGGUUUACCUCAGCCUUCAGCUCCUGUUUAUUCUCUCAUUCAUUUUUUACUCUCACUCACCACAAAAGUCAGUCAGUAAGGACAUCACAGCUGCUCAGGGUGUUGUAGGUAUAUAACACUGAAAGAGGUGAGGCAUUCACACACACAGUCCUGAUGUAUGCAGUAUAAAUUUAAUGUGUGUGUGUGUGGCCAGUGUUUGUCCUCUUGACUGACAGGUUCUUUGUUUGUGUCUUGUGAUACAGACAGGAGGCUGAGCUGUAGGUGGAGAUGAAGAGAUUGAGAUUAAUCAGGAUUACAAAUGAUCAGACAAUGAAGUAAUACCCUAGGUGAAGGUGUUGGGCAUGUGCUGAAGAGGGCUAGUUGGUGAUGCAGCUACUGGGAUGGAGAAGAUUCAUGGAUUGUGUAUAGAGGAGGUGGAGAUGGUGGUGGAAGAGUGGAGGAGGCAGAUGUUCAGCCUGAGGAACAAGGAGCAGAAGAAGGAAAUGUUCUUUAAAGUUUACUUUAAUGUUUACUAAUGAGAACUUCAAGCAGAAAACACCUUAGAAUACUUAACUACACGUACUACAUGAAGACAUCUGGACUUUGACAGUAGAUAGUCAAACAUUGAAUUGAAGGAAACUAAAUUCUAAACUGAGUUCAUUAUAAAUUAUUGAUCUUUUUAUAAAGUCUGUUGUUGAUGUUCCCCUGUGUUAAUGCCCCAGGGUUUAUUUCCAGCAGAAGUGCAGAUGAAUGAAUCAGCCGCUGCUGUGUGUGUGUGACUCCACACAGUGUCUGUAUCACAUGACUGGGCUCAUUUCAUCAAAUUAAAAUUAAUUCAAACCUCAACAAAAAAUUCUAGAAACCCAGACUGUCGGCAUUUGCAGUAUCAGAGUAGCCAGCAGGGGUCAGCUGUGGUGUACACAGAUCUGAUGAUUACAUAGUACACAAAGGUGUGUGUGUGUGUGGCGCUCUUUAAAAGGGAGGCGGGACUUCUCUUUUUUAUUUCUUCUUUUGACAAUUUUUUGGACAAAAAAGUUCAGUUUUCAUUUGUUGUGUUGUUGAUGUGAUGACAUGUUUGACAAAGAAGGAGAUUCCUCCUGUUCCUCCAGCUCGCUCUCCUCCUUCUCCUGCUCCUCCACCUUACCUGACACAGGUGUGCUACAGAAACAGUCAUGUGACUCAGACACAAUAACACCGGUGUCUGUCAUGGCUGACAUAGUAGUCAUGUUGGUCAUGUUUGUUUACAUCCAGAGACUGUCAGAAGUUUGUUCCAGCAAACAGAGCGAUGAUUUCAUCUGUCUUUAAUGCUUUAAAAAACCAUGUAUAUUAUUGGUACUAAAACAUGGAAGCAGCUGAGAAACACACCUGUGUGUGACAGGUGACCGUUUCCACCUGAGGUGACCUUAUCCACCUGACCCCACAAUGAACAGGUCACCAAUGAGUCCACUUACCAUCUCAUGUCAUUGUUGGCAUGGUGACCAGAGCAUGUUGUUGAGCCUUUGUUCUUUUGUGUUGCUGACUGUGGGUUCUGAACCCAUCUGCUGACUGUGGGUUCUGAAAUCAUCUGCUGACUGUGGGUUGUGAACCCAUCUGCUGACUUUGGGUUCUGAACCCAUCUGUUGACACUGGGUUCAGACCCCAUCUGCUGACACUGGAUUCUGAACCCAUCUGCUGACUGUGGGUUCUGUACCCAUCAGCUAACACUGGGUUCUGAACCCAUCAGCUGACACUAGGUUCUGAACCCAUCAGCUGACACUGGGUUCUGAACCCAUCAGCUGACAGACGUCGUCUAACAGUUUACAUGAAGGGACUGUUCCCUGAUGAGACUGUGGCCUUAAAUUGUCUUGAUUUAUUGCAGUGUUUUGUUUAGUUUUUUUUUUUUUACUCCAGUUGUUUUUAAGAAAUAAUGUUUAAACUGAAAAGGUGUGAAGCUACGUCAUGAUCACUGUGUAAAUAUUGUUGUUUGUGAUUUUAACAGUGGUCUCAGGACACUAGAGAUGACAAGGUUUGGUUUUUUUGAAGGGUCAGAGAGUGGGGCCAUGGUCCUACUGUCAAAGUUCUCACUGCAGAACCAAAAAUGUGACCAUCAUCCCAGCAUCAAGGUCAUGAUGACACUUCCCAUCUGUCUUAGCACCCCCCCCCCUUUAGACCAAUGAGCUUCAGCUUCUCAAUGGACCUCAUUUCCAAGUUUACCCUCGGAGCUGCUCUUGUCUUUGACAAGGGAUCGGUGUCAUAUUACAAAACGUCACAACAGCAUUUUGACUGGUGAAUACAUUCCUAAUGCAGAGAAUCAGAAGCUCUGUCACCACAGGCAUUAUUCAUUCAUAUUAGAGUGUAAAUUUAAGGGGAGUUUUAAGGCUCACCUAGGAGAACUUCCCUGAAGGAGAGGACUGUGAAGUUUACUGUUGUUGUAAAUGAGCGCUGGUUCUCGACAGUCUUUAAACACUAAUCAUUGUAAAUACCUGUGUCUUUGAUCCACAGGGUGAUGCCAGCCACCCGACUACAAACAUUCAUUUAAAUCCAGUGAUCCCAGCUCAGGCUGUAGUUCGUAUUGUUUGUAUUUUAUUAAACUGUUAUUUUUGUAUCAAAGGAAACAACAAUAAUAAACCAGUGAAUUUUCUCAGUGAGUAUUGGGAGAAGC